CACCGGUACAGCAGUACACUGCCUUCUAGUUAUCCCCUAUAAAUCUCAAGAGUUUAAUCUUUACUGUUACCCACCGAUCAUUCAUCGUACACAUCAUGUGGUCCUGGGACACGCAGCCUAAUUCGCACGCCCAACGCAAGUUCAUCGAACUUAUAUUGGAUCGAACUGGAAAGUAUCCCAACUGGGACCCGCCCUCGGAGAUUCCAGUUGGGUCAUACGGAAGGAUUGACAAAGCCACGGGCAAUUUGAUCCCCCAAGGCUCUAUAUACUCAGAUGAUUUCAAGGAUCAUCUCAUUGAUGCAGGUAUCAACAUUGAGUCUGGCGAGCAUCUUCCCGAAGAAUGUCCAGAAGAGCCUGAGUUCACAACCUGGUCUAAAAAUGUCAAACAAAUUGAAUUGAAUGUCGAUUCUCAAAGAAAUGUCCCUGAGAUCGACACAGCUGCAAUUAAAGGGACAUGGCAAGUUAAGAAAGGCACCACUGGUGCCGUCUUGCUCAUGAACAAGCCUCGUACGAAACGCAUUACUUCAGACGCCGUAGGGAAACUCGCGACACUUCACCUCUUUCAAUCCAUGCGCCUCGUUACCAAAGCCGUCUAUUGCCCUGCCUUUUCCAUGUACCUUUCAGAUACAAGCGGUGAAAGUUUCUCCAUAGCUCUUCUAGAUUCCGCGCCUAAUGCGGAGCCUGUGGGAACGGUUGACCCCAUGGCUACUAUGAGAUGGUGGAGUGACACACAAACUGGAUUAACACGCAACGGAUGCAAGACAGAGCAUUGCUACUCCCCUUUAUAUGAACUUUUGCAUGUGAGGCACCCUCGUAACAGGCGAGCGACGCCAUCCCCAAUACGCACAGGUGAAAUGUUAUGGAUAGCCUCUCCCGUCCCGUGGGCGCCUCUUCGUGAGGAUGGCACAGAGGUGCCGAUAUACAUCCACAAUUCGGAUUCCAGCGACUCUGAGCCGGAAGACGACAUCCACGUUCACAGUAACGAGCAUCUGUAGCGUUUGUGGUAAGAUAGUACACGAUGAGCCUGUGUCAUAUUGUAAUAUUAAGACUUUCGUAAGUACGCUCUCGAUGCACCAGUCUAUACCUUGGUUUUCGCAACAAAAAAAUGGUCAGUAGUAUCUACCAGAGUACAACGAGCAAAGAAGGGGGAAGUAUGAGGUAGUUCGAGCAAAAAAAGCAACGUGAACACCAACGAUCUUUUGUCGACAAGCGAGAGCAGGAUCGAGUUUCAAUGCGUAAAACGUAUCCGACCUCUUACAAUAUCGGCUCUCCGGGUGCAGAGUGCGACUGAAUGACAUCUUGCAUCUAAAGGGAAGUCCAUGAUUGUCAGCACCGGGAUAUGAU
Molecule: messenger RNA, 1344 nt
Organism: Suillus fuscotomentosus
Lineage: Eukaryota; Fungi; Basidiomycota; Agaricomycetes; Boletales; Suillaceae
Exons: 6
Coding region: 96-995 (299 amino acids)
Source: RefSeq, a predicted model, not a curated record